This is a messenger RNA of Pollicipes pollicipes, 891 nucleotides long. Its product is annotated as trichohyalin. The transcript has 3 exons. Bases 1 to 891 code for a protein of 296 amino acids. The record is from RefSeq and is a predicted model, not a curated record. Lineage: Eukaryota; Metazoa; Arthropoda; Thecostraca; Pollicipedomorpha; Pollicipedidae.
AUGCUGUACGUGUGGACGCCGAACGAAGAAACGGCCCGGAGAACGGUGCCGCCCACCCACUAUGUCCUCUGCGAAGGCGUUGCUCGUUUUCUGCUGAACGACAACGGGCCGGAGCAGCUGGUGUGCAGACCCCGCGACGAGGUGAAUGGCCAGAACCGGGGUGAGCACACGGCCGGCUCCUGUCAGGGAUUCGGGUUCGCGCCCGAUGUGCGCCAGUUUGCCGUGCGCGACGGCCUACAGAAUGGCUUCUUGCACGUCAUCUGGGACCCGCUGCCUGACGACGGCAGCGUGAGCGGGCAGGAGCCGAAGCGCCUGUGGCGCCGGCUGGGAGAUGCCUUCAUCUGGCGCGUGCGAGGCAACCUCUACGUCGGCUGCGAGAUACCUGCAGACUUGAUCGGCCAGCACAGGAGGCGCACUGUGCGCAACCUCAUGUGGGAGUUUAAUGGCGAAGAAAUACAGAUCCGACAGCGGGAGCGUGCGGAGCAGCUGAGGAACAUCUCGCCCAUAAUGAUGGAUGAAAGUGAUGAGCUGUACAAGGACAUUGUCAAAGACUUGGAGAAGCUACUCGACGAGGACGAGAUCGAAGAAGAACAGGACCUGCUCUCCGAGGAGAAGACCGAAGAAGAGCACGACGUGCUCUCCGAGGAGGAGAUCGAAGAAGAGCAGGACAUGCUCUCCGAGGAGGAGACCGAAGAAGAACAGGUGCUUCCCGAGGAGAUCGAAGAAGAACAGGAGGCGCCGCUCAGGGAGGAGGUUCCUGAGACGCCGCUGACCCCGGCCGGCUCGCCGGGUCUGGCCUGCGCGCAGGUGCUGAGCCAGGAGAGGCGGGUGCGCCGGCCGCCCCAGCAGGACGACGAGGGUCAGCUGGUGUCCGAGGUACGCCGCCCCUGA